This is a messenger RNA of Nelumbo nucifera (sacred lotus), 2237 nucleotides long. RefSeq names its product protein SUPPRESSOR OF K(+) TRANSPORT GROWTH DEFECT 1. Gene Ontology annotation, molecular function: ATP binding; ATP hydrolysis activity. The record is from RefSeq and is a predicted model, not a curated record. Lineage: Eukaryota; Viridiplantae; Streptophyta; Magnoliopsida; Proteales; Nelumbonaceae. Gene Ontology annotation, biological process: endosomal transport; vacuole organization.
AUCUCUUUCCUUUCUGCGUGCUGUUCCUCGUCGUUUUUUGUCUCUUGCCGAUGGCACGCCAUUAAAACCCCGACUCUUCUUUCUUCAAUCAGCUCUCUCUCUCUCUCGCUCGAUCUCUCUUGCUUGCGCUCGCUAGCUUGCUUUCCCACUUUCUGUGAUCUUGGUUACAAUUUCUGAUUGGAAACACGGAGGUUAGAAAGGGAUCGACAAACAAGUUACUUGAGGAAAGAGUUCAAUCUGCGUCUCCUUUUGUUUCAUUCCAACUCAAAUUUGCUAAAUCUAGGUCUUUUUCCUGUAGUUUCUGCUCUUUCCCUUGGUUUUGAUUAGACGUUUUUUCAUUGAAGACAUAGGUAAAAGUGUCAACGAGCUUCUAGGGUUCGUCUGCAAGUUAUACUUUAUAAGAUCAUCGAUUGUAAGAGGUCGAAUUCUGGAAUUAAGGGACACUUGGGACUUAUAUAUUAUAUGUUAUGUUCUGAUUUGGUUGAGGAUUAUAUGUAUUUAUAUAGAGAGGAAGAGGAAGAGAACGGAAAAGAAUUUUUCUGAGAAAUUUAGGAUCUUUUUUAGGUUAGGUUCUCUUGGUGGGAACUUUUGUCCUGUUUAGGGUUUGCUUUUUAUGAAAUUCGUUAGAAUCGGAAGAUGUAUAGCAAUUUCAAGGAGCAGGCUAUAGAAUACGUGAAGCAGGCUGUUCAGGAAGAUAAUGCGGGGAAUUACAGCAGGGCUUUUCCUCUUUAUAUGAAUGCCUUGGAGUACUUCAAGACCCACUUGAAGUACGAGAAGAAUCCUAAGAUUAAGGAAGCAAUUACUCAGAAAUUCACUGAGUAUUUGAGGCGAGCUGAGGAGAUUCGGGCUGUUCUUGAUGAGGGAGGGACUGGCCCUGCCUCGAAUGGGGAUGCUGCGGUUGCUACGAGGCCAAAGACGAAGCCCAAGGAUGGAGAAGGGGGAGAUGGAGAGGACCCCGAGCAAGCAAAGUUGAGGGCAGGCCUUAAUUCAGCUAUUGUAAGGGAGAAACCAAAUGUGAAGUGGAGCGAUGUGGCUGGACUAGAAAGCGCUAAGCAGGCAUUGCAGGAAGCAGUUAUAUUGCCCGUGAAGUACCCACAAUUUUUUACUGGAAAGAGACGACCAUGGAGGGCUUUUCUGUUAUAUGGUCCUCCUGGAACGGGAAAGUCUUACUUGGCAAAGGCUGUUGCAACAGAAGCAGACUCAACCUUCUUCAGUGUUUCUUCAUCAGACCUAGUCUCAAAGUGGAUGGGUGAAAGUGAAAAGCUAGUUUCAAACCUUUUCCAGAUGGCUCGUGAUAGUGCUCCUUCCAUCAUCUUUAUUGAUGAAAUAGAUUCCUUAUGUGGUCAGCGUGGUGAAGGAAAUGAGAGUGAAGCUUCUCGUCGUAUAAAAACAGAACUUCUUGUACAGAUGCAGGGUGUUGGAAACAAUGAUCAAAAAGUUCUUGUUCUUGCAGCAACAAAUACUCCCUAUGCUUUGGAUCAGGCCAUCCGACGACGAUUUGACAAACGGAUAUACAUUCCUCUCCCUGAUUUAAAGGCUAGGCAACACAUGUUUAAAGUACAUCUAGGAGAUACCCCUAACAACUUGACAGAAAGUGACUUUGAGAUGCUAGCCCGCAGGACAGAGGGAUUCUCAGGUUCAGACAUUUCUGUUUGUGUAAGAGAUGUGCUCUUUGAACCAGUACGUAAAACCCAGGAUGCCAUGUUUUUUGUAAAAACCUCUGAUGGCAUGUGGAUCCCGUGUGGACCAAAGCAAGCAGAAGCAGUUCAGAUUACAAUGCAGGAGCUUGAAGCAAAAGGCCUUGCUUCAAAGAUCCUUCCUCCACCAAUCACAAGGAUGGAUUUUGAAAAAGUGCUUGCAAGACAAAAGCCAACAGUGAGCAAAUCUGACCUUGAGGUGCACGAGCGAUUCACAAAGGAAUUUGGGGAGGAAGGUUGAUGGAUUUGAAUUGGAACAAAACACUUGCUGGCUGUGAGGACAGGUAUUAUAUUUUGUAUUUUUAUUACCAUUGUCUUAUUGAAAGAAAUAUCAUCUUUAUAGCUGUCAAGUGCAGAAGUUUUAUAGAAUUCCUUCGCUGCUGUAUGAGUGGGAAAGUGCUUGUUUUGAGAUGUGAUACUUUGUCUGAAAGUUUUCUUGUUUCAACCAGAGAAGCAGAACUAUAAGACUACUGAUAAUUAUAUCGUUGUAUAUACCAUUUUUACUCCAAGAAUACAAGACUGCGAACUUUCAUGGGUUCA